AUGCAUUUCCCCGGCGUGGCACUCGUUACUGGAGCAGCUUCAGGAAUCGGUCGUGCCACGGCCAGGCUCUUUGCAAAGGAAGGAUGUCGCAGGAUAGCCAUUGCCGACGUGCAGGCGGCGGCGCUGAAAAAGACUCGAGAGGAGCUCGAGGCCGAAUAUAAAGGCGUCGAGGUCAUUGACAUACCGACCGACGUCACGUCCGAGUCGUCGGUGACAUCCCUGAUCAAAUCAACGGUCGACCGCUUCGGCCGGGUCGACUACGCGUGCAACGUGGCGGGGAUCCUCCUCCCCGGCGUCACGACCGAGUACUCCGUCAGCCAGUGGGACAAGCAGUUCUCGGUCAACACGCGGGGGAUGUGGCUGUGCCAGCGGGCCGAGAUCACGCAGAUGCUGAAGCAGGAGCCCCUGCGCGCGUCCGACACGACGUUCCCCGCCCGUGGCUCCAUCGCCAACGUGGCGUCCAUGGCCGGGCUGCGCGUCUACGACAACCUCCCCGCCUACUGCGCGAGCAAGCACGCCGUGAUCGGCUUCACAAAGGCCGACGGCCUUCAUUUCGCCCGGGACGGCAUCCGGGUCAACGCCAUCUGUCCCGGCGUGAUCAAGACGCCCAUGCUGGGCGAGGUGCCCGAGGAGGACGACACGAAUCUCGACGAGAUGGUGCGCGAGAUGGCCAUGAAGAGGCAAGGGUUGCCCGAGGAAAUCGCCGAGGCUCUGGUCUGGAUCACGAGCGGGCGAGCCAGCUUCGUCACGGCGACGACCCUGGCGCCUAAUGGAGGUGAGCAAGCACUGUCCCACUCCCUGGCUGCCCGUCUGGGGGGCCUUGAUGCUUUCGAUAUAAUAUAG
This is a messenger RNA of Fonsecaea pedrosoi CBS 271.37, 843 nucleotides long. RefSeq lists its product as uncharacterized. Lineage: Eukaryota; Fungi; Ascomycota; Eurotiomycetes; Chaetothyriales; Herpotrichiellaceae. The record is from RefSeq and is a predicted model, not a curated record. The transcript is spliced from 3 exons. Bases 1 to 843 code for a protein of 280 amino acids.